Molecule: messenger RNA, 1032 nt
Organism: Guillardia theta CCMP2712
Lineage: Eukaryota; Cryptophyceae; Pyrenomonadales; Geminigeraceae
Exons: 3
Coding region: 1-1032 (343 amino acids)
Source: RefSeq, a predicted model, not a curated record
AUGAACUCAAGAACGUUUCGAGCAUUCACAUGGGAGGUUUCGGUAUACUUCGAGAGCAUCUCUGGAAAUCAAACGUUACUAUCAUGGCACGAUCCUGCUGGAAACUAUUCCAUGAGCCUCUUCAAGAAUGAAAACAACCAUAUCGCGUUCCAGGUGCGGACUGCAAACGAAACCUUGUUGGCAUUCGGAAGAAAUUCAUAUGGUGCCGGGAACUGGCAUCACUUGGCUGUGUCUUAUGACGGUGGCAUUGCCGGAGAGAUUCGCCUCUAUCGUCUUGACACAAGCGGAGCAGCCAUCACAAGAUCUGAUUGUCUCAGCGGUGUCUGUUUGACAGGGAAUGUGUCGGGAACAAUAGGAAGUCAAGGAUCUGGAUUUGGUGAUGGAAUCUUGUUGAGGAGCGGAACGACAAGUGGGUGCUCACAAGGCUUGAUCAUCAGUGCUGUCGGAGGCGGGAAGUGCAAAGCAGCAUCUGCGACAAUCAACAAUCGACCGUGCUUGAAUGCAUCGGAUUGCGGAGUUGACGGGCAAUGCAUUGUGGGAUAUGAUUUCAGUGCCGUUGUGACUAGUGUAGGACCGCUGGGUGAAAUUUCACAAGUGAAAAUCACAAACCCUGGUCGAGGAUAUUCUUCAAAUCCGAAGUUGAUUGUGAAUUCUGAUCUUUGCACAUGCAACGGAGCUCCGGGCAAUUCUUUCGGGAAUCUAGAUCCAUGCAUCAUUGCGAUUAGAAGCACUGGGAGAACCGAAAGAAAGUCAAAUUUCAGAUGGAUAAGAGAAGAUUCAUUUCCAGUCAGAUGGUCUAACCUCGCAGGAUGGGGAGAUGCUGGCGACACCAGCGGAUGCAGCGAGUCCUCUAGUGGCUCUUGUCCCUUCGUGUCGCCUAAAGUAGCGGGUUGGCGGUGGACCGUCGGGAUGGGUUUCGAGUGUAGCAGAUCUGCCUGCUCCCCGGGCAACUUCCUCAUCGGCUCCCUGGACGAGAUUCGCAUCAGCUCGACGGCUCUCGACCUGGAGGUGGAGUCCCUUUGGCAGCCGUAG